Messenger RNA from Austrofundulus limnaeus, 841 nucleotides. RefSeq names its product cell death-inducing p53-target protein 1. Gene Ontology annotation, molecular function: zinc ion binding. The coding region runs from base 94 to 567 and encodes 157 amino acids. NCBI's taxonomy places the organism in Eukaryota, Metazoa, Chordata, Actinopteri, Cyprinodontiformes, Rivulidae. The transcript is spliced from 3 exons. The record is from RefSeq and is a predicted model, not a curated record. Gene Ontology annotation, cellular component: cytoplasmic side of lysosomal membrane; cytoplasmic side of late endosome membrane; nucleus.
UGGAGGAAAGUGAUGAAACAAGCGAGCUGAAGUCCAUCCAGAAGGAGCUCGAGGAGCUGCAGGUGAAAAAGGAGGAGUUGGAGAACAAAGGAGAUGCCAAAGAAUACACAAAUGAAUGUCAUGAAGUGCAGCGGCAUUCUUACAAAAAAAAACCACGAGGAGGGAUCUACUUGCUGCCUCCCCCGCUGCCAAACCAGGAAGUUCCAGGUGCAGAAGAAACACAGUCCAGCCACAUCGUUCCAGGUGUGUCACAACUGUGUGAAGGUGUUGACAAGAGGACGAGCUUUAAAUGUUCUGUCUGAUUCUGGUGUUCGUGUUGUCCUUGUUGAAGUGGAGGCUUUGGGCCGAACAUCAGAAGUCACAAAGUGUCCAUCCUGUGAAGAGGUCGUUGUCACAGAAACCCACAGUACAAGGGGCGGGGCAGUGUGGAUAAUGUGCUUCAUGUGCACCUUCAUGGGCUGUGUCGCAGGCUGCUGUUUGAUCCCSUUCUUCAUGAAGCGCCUCAGGAACACACACCACCAUUGUCCCCAGUGUCAGGCCAUCAUCCACACCCACCAUCCUCUCUGACACCAGGAGCACCACGAUCAUCAGGAAAGACUGUUGCCUGCGUUAGGUUAGGCUUUCAGACCCUAACCUGGGACUUUAAAUGAGACUAGACAUCCCCAUCUUUACAAAACAACCUGAUGAACAGAAACAGAUACGUAGAUCCUUUGUUUCAGCGCUGCUGUAAAUAAUUCCUCUUUACCAAAGAGAAAACAAAACGCUCUGUUUGAGCACCUGAUGGAAACUGUUCUUCACAGCCUUUCCUAUCAGUUUAUUUGGUCUCUUUCAUUCAAAUAUG